Aphanomyces astaci is the source of this 682-nucleotide messenger RNA. RefSeq lists its product as hypothetical. The record is from RefSeq and is a predicted model, not a curated record. The coding region runs from base 56 to 430 and encodes 124 amino acids. Lineage: Eukaryota; Oomycota; Saprolegniomycetes; Saprolegniales; Verrucalvaceae. The transcript has a single exon.
UUUCACGAAAUGUUUAUUAUUACAUACCAAUUUCAAGUAAUAACACUUUGUUUAAAUGCUUCCAGCUGGGCUGGUGCGUGAGUAUGGAUGGAAUCUCUUGGAGAAGAGGAGCUGCAUAUGUAACGACGACGUGAUGAAGGUGGCCUUAUACUUCAUCUGUUCCUUGUUACGUCGACACGUGAGGCAAGUGUGUACAGUUGUCGAGAAUGUCGAGGUGUGUGGGGGUCGUACUAGUCUGUCGUCGCCGUCGACACUCGUUCGUUGGUGCGGACAUGUCAUGCAUGAAGAUCAUCCACGACUUGCUUCGUGUGCGAGACGGCAUGCAAUGCGCUCAAGUCAAAUGCCGCUACACUGUAACCAGCAUUGUAAGCUGUUGUCCAAGCCUAUGGUGUACUUACUGUACGUGAGACCGUCCUUGGUGGGGCACUGAAGUACAACAAGCACUCCAUAGGCUAUCGAUGCCAGUUGUUUUAAGAAUGAAUGCCGGCACAGCACAUGCAUGCAUCGUAAGGCUUCGUUGCCAACUGUCCCCAUCAUCACCGUUCACAGCAGCUACCGAAUGGAAGUGACAGUCGUGUCUUCGAUGUCAUCCCCGGGCUAAUGGUGGUCCAUGCUGUCACUUGGUUCGUGGUCGCGGUGUGGCCGCUGUGAAGUUGCGUCAAAAAUCUCGUGGUGGCCAUCU